ACCCGCCCCCUCCCUCCUCCGAGCUCGGGGCUGGCGGGGUACAGCCUGGGCGAGGGCUGGGGUGCCGGGCCGAGCUGCCGGUCCCCUGCCCCGGUCCCCUGCCGCGAUCGGCCGGCGGGGCGCGCCGGAGGAGCUGCGCGGCGCCGCGGUCGGCCCCGGGGCUGACAGCCGCGAAGUUUGGCCCGAAGAGGAAGUGGCCGCGAGCCCCGGCAGGUGGCGGCGGGGCCUGGGCCGGGGGCGCUCGCGGGCCGCGGGCGGGUCCUGGGGAGCGCGCGCCCCCCCGCCGGGCCUCUCGCCGGCGCGGGGGCUUCGCGGCCGGUCUCGGGGCAGCGCGGCGGCGGCGGCCGGGGAAAACAACUCCGAAGUUGGCGAGAGGCACCGCCCCUGCCCCCGGGCCGCCGCCGCCUCCCGGCCCUCAGCCCUGGCAUCCCGAGCGCGCGGCGCGGGGCGCGGGCCAUGGAGCCCCCUCGGGGAGGUGGCGCGCGGGGGCCGGGGCUCCCGGAGCGCCGCCGCGGCCCCCUGGAUAGACGGCAGAAGCGCCGCGCCUCUCCCUCCGCCCCCGGACGCCUCAGGAUGCUGCCGGCCGCCCUCCUCCUUCUCCUCCUGGGCGGCGCUCUAGCCCAUCCAGACCGGAUCAUUUUCCCAAAUCCUGCCUGUGAGGACCCCCCAGCAGUGCUCUUGGAAGUGCAGGGCACCUUACAGAGGCCCCUAGGCCGGGACAGCCGGAGCUCCCCUGCCAACUGCACCUGGCUCAUCCUGGGCAGCAGGGAGCAGACAGUAACGAUCAGGUUCCAAAAACUACACCUGGCCUGUGGCUCAGAGCGUUUAAUCCUACGGUCCCCUCUCCAGCCAUUGAUCUCCCUGUGCGAGGCACCUGCCAGCCCUCUGCAGCUGCCAGGUGGUAACGUCACCAUUACCUACAGCUAUGUUGGAGCCAGAGCACCCAUGGGUCAGGGCUUCCUGCUUUCCUACAACCAAGAUUGGCUGAUGUGCCUGCAAGAAGAGUUCCAGUGCCUGAACCACCGCUGUGUGCCCUUGACCCAGCGCUGUGAUGGGGUGGACGCCUGUGGUGAUGGUUCUGAUGAGGCUGGCUGCAGCUCUGACCCCUUCCCUGACCUGACCCCAGCUCCUGGCCCCAUCCUGUCUUGCAAUCACACCUUAGAAGAUUUCUAUGGGGUGUUCUCGUCCCCUGGAUAUUCACACAUGGCCUCAGCCUCCCACCCCCAGUCCUGCCUUUGGCUACUGGACCCCCAUGAUGGUCGACGCCUGGCUGUGCGCUUCACAGCCCUGGACCUGGGCUAUGGAGAUGCAGUGCAUGUGUAUGAUGGCCCUGGGCCUCCUGAAACCCCUCGGUUGCUACGCAGUCUCACACACUUCAGCAAUGGCAAAGCUGUCACCGUGGAGACAUUGUCUGGGCAGGCCAUCGUGGCCUAUCACACAGUUGCUUGGAGCAAUGGUCGAGGCUUCAAUGCUACCUACCAUGUGCGGGGCUACUGCUUGCCUUGGGAUCAACCCUGUGGCUUAGGCGCUGGCCUGGGGGCCAGUGAGGGCCUAGGUGAGCGCUGCUACAGUGAGGCACAGCGCUGUGAUGGCUCAUGGGACUGUGCCGAUGGCACAGAUGAGGAGAACUGUCCUGGCUGCCCACCUGGACACUUCCCCUGUGGGGCUGCCGGCACUCCUGGUGCCACAGCCUGCUACCUGCCUGCUGACCGCUGCAACUACCAGACCUUCUGUGCCGAUGGGGCAGAUGAGCGACGCUGCCGGCACUGCCAGCCUGGCAACUUCCGAUGCCGGGAUGAGAAGUGUGUGUAUGAGACGUGGGUGUGUGAUGGGCAGCCAGACUGCGCUGAUGGCAGCGAUGAGUGGGACUGCUCCUAUGCCCUGCCCCGCAAGGUCAUUACGGCAGCAGUCAUCGGCAGCCUGGUGUGUGGCUUGCUGCUGGUCAUUGCCUUGGGCUGCACCUGCAAACUCUAUGCCAUUCGCACCCAGGAGUACAGCAUCUUUGCCCCCCUCUCCCGAAUGGAGGCUGAGAUUGUGCAGCAGCAGGCACCGCCCUCCUAUGGACAGCUCAUUGCCCAGGGCGCCAUCCCACCUGUGGAGGACUUCCCUACAGAGAACCCAAAUGACAACUCAGUCCUGGGCAACCUGCGUUCCCUGCUACAGAUCUUGCGCCAGGAUAUGACUCCAGGGGGUGCCUCGGGUGCCCGUCGCCGCCAACGAGGCCGCUCUGUACGCCGCCUGGUACGCCGUCUCCGCCGCUGGGGCCUGCUUCCCAGAACCAGCCCCCAAGCCCGAACCCCUGAGAGCAGAUCCCAUGUCACACCUUCUUCCCCUCCCCAGGAGGGCCUAGAUAGUAGCACUAGUCCGGCCCUUGAGGGUGGGGCAGUGGGUGGGCAAGAUGGAGAACAGGCACCCCCACUGCCUGUCAAGGCUCCCCUCCCAUCUGCCAGCGCAUCUCCAGCCCUCCCAACUGUCCCUGAGGCCCCCGUGCCUCUGCCUUCAGUGCCUCUGGAGCCAUCACUGCUGUCUGGAGUGGUGCAGGCCCUGCGAGGCCGCCUCCUGCCCAGCCUGCGGCCCCCGGGACCAAUUCGGACCCCACCUGGUCCCCACACAACAGUUCUGCCCCCAGAAGACGAGGACGAUGUGCUGCUGGUGCCACUGGCUGAGCCAGGGGUCUGGGUGGUCGAAGCAGAGGAUGAGCCACUGCUCGCCUGAGGGGACCUGGCUCCCUUGGGUGCUUUCUAGUUGUAAUGCAACAACCCCUUAGAGGGUAACACAGCUUCCCUUCCAUACUUCAUCCCUGCCCCUCAUCUGAGGGGAUUGUUGGGCCUCCCAUCAACCCUGUGUAGCUGCUGUGAAGCUAGGGAGAGGGCUCACACACACAGACCUCAGUCUCUCCACCUCCUUCCACACUACCACCAUUUGGAUAGCUAUUUUUAAAAAGUAAAAUCCUCAAAGUGUCAUAGGCCUGGACACUCCAUCCUUGCCAAACCCCCACCCAAAAGUGGCCUUAAGUACCAGAAUCCCAAUUGGCUAGAGACCUUCAGCCCCCAAGGGGAGGAUUUGGGCAGGAUCUGAAGUUUUGCCAAUCAUGAUCCCUCAUAAAGGGUUUGGCUCGUAUAAAGAGCACAACAGAUGCUUUUGUCUGAUAGCUCGGGCAUUGCCUAGAAAGUCAAGGUUGAAAAUAAAGGAAUCGAGCCUGAGCUCUGCCUCUCUACCUCUCUGCCCAGCUCAGUGGAUGCUCACCUCACUUUCCUCCUCCCUAGAGAAACCUUCAUUCCGUCCCGGCCUCCUCUUCCUAGUCAUCUUCUAACCACCCUCCUUGAUUUUUAUACCACUGAGGAGGUAAAUUCUAGGAACACUAAGGACAAACCUUCUCCUCCUCCACUCGCUGCCCAGGCCUCAACUCUACAGUGACUGACACCAGGGGUGGCACCAAGCCUUUUUACUCACUGCCAGGCCAGAAUCUGGUGAGCCAGCUGGGCCCUGCAGCCGGGAAGGUUCCCAUUUAUGGAGUACUCUCAGAGCACAGAUCACAGGAGCAGACUGUCCCUGAUGGAACACAGGGCCUGUGACUCCUGCCCUCUACCAAGCACUUACAGUCUGUCCUAGGCAGACAGAUGGGCUCUCAGCCAGGAUGCCUUAAAGUAGGCAAAGAUGAAGCAAGAGAAAAAUCAUAAACGUUCAGGGUGUAAAGAUAGUGGUAUCACCUUAGUCAAAUCCAAGAGACCUUCUGUGAAGAAGGCUCAAGCUAGAUUCUAAUGAAUGUUGUCAGUAGUUGGAAUAGAGUCAUGAAUUCUAGGUCAAGUGAGAGUCCACAGGAGAAGCAAGCUUAGCAGAUGUGAAGGGUAGGGGUAUGGGCUCUGAGAAAACAGGGCUAGGAGCACAAGCAGUGACCAGAGCUGGGGAGAGUGACAAAGAAGGGAAUAUCAAAAAUGUUGAAACUAACCUCUGAUAAGGUGGCAAGCUGUCCAGAGUUUGAAAGGAAACCCAGUACUAAGGAUAUGGGAGGUGCUUCUGGGGGUGUGCAUGAAUUCCCAAGAGCAAAGUUAAGACAGUCCCUAGCAAAACCAGUCCCCAGGGAGAAAAGUUCCACCUCAGAUGGGCUUUUACCCUUUCUGCCUAGCCUAGUGUAUCCCCACUACCCCGGUGGAGGCAUUCUGUUGAUUACACCCUGUCAGCAUCUUCAUACCAGUAUUGCUUGUUUCCUCUCUCCAGGGACGAGCCUAGGAAAGUGGUGCAUUUCUGGGACUCUAACAUCUUGGCUCAGGAUAGACCCAACCUUUCUCUCCAGACCCUCACCAGAGUUUGGGGAAGAGGCUCCAGAGAUCCUGGUCCUUACAUACUGGUCUUCCUUUGGGGCUUCCUUCCCAAAUGCAAAUAAUUCCUGGGUCUCACCUGUGAAGCAGGGGCAGGGACUGCCAAUUCCCUCCCAACAUCUCCAUCUCCUGUUCUUUGCCCUGUCCCUAGCUUCUUUCUUCCACCAUAGCCAUCUCAAAACCUUCAGCUUCAUAUCUUUAUUCUUGUCCUGUGCCAGAUCUUUUCCCUCAGGGUCAGGGGGUAGGGGGCCCGCUGUGUGUGUGUGUGUCUGCAACUUGAAAGUAGACAAAGUUUUAAGGUGAAAGAAUGUUCUCAUUGUGGAAGACUAGAGGGAGGACCUGAGGGAAGAUUUCACUAGGAAGGCCUCUGCAUAUAGGCUAAUGGGCCUGGGAGACGUUUCUAGGUGCACUUUAGGAGGUAUAAGCAGUGAUACCAUUUCUGUCUGCUGGGUUGGGGGAGGGGGUUGGCCUGUCAGGCAGUAUAAGGAAACUAAGUCAUACCUAGUUGCAGGUGGAACAGUGAGAGCAAGUCACACAAGUUAAUUUUCACCAUAGACCCCAAGAGUAGAAAUGAGGAAACUUCAAAUCCUGUCAGGAGAAACACUACUACCCAUGGGGCCCAAUAUCAGGGUAUUGGGCCCUCAUUAUGAUGUGAGGUGCUGGGGAAGGUGUUGCUCUCAGAACAAAAAGGUGAAGAUAAAUCAGGCUAAGAAUCUGAGAUAACAGCAGAUUCCAAACUUCAGUCCUCAAGGAGCAGAUCUUGGGCCUAAGCCAACUCCAGGCUCUAUUGGGAGGAGAGAAGUUCCCCAGCCGUAUAGCCCAAGGCUCUGGGAGCAUUAAAUCCUCAGGCAAACUGCUAAAUGCCAGCACUUUUAUCACACAGAGCUAACCCUUAGAAGAAGGUAUGCUGUGGGUAUCAUAACCCCAAUUAACAAGUUCAGUAGCGGCUUCAGAAGAGGUUCAGGACUAGAUCAGUCUCUGAGGCAGAUUUAAACCUGGGUAAGCUCAGUUGCAAACUCUCACCCUUAUGCCACAAUUCUGCAGAACUUCCCCUUCCACAGGGAGGGAGCCAACCGGGUGCACAAUGGGAUAACUUUUCCAGCCCCCUCUUAUUUGUGGGUUGAGGGGGAUGGCAGUUCAAGGUAAAACCCAGUCUGCUCCUAGAUUGAGGGCCAACAGAAAUCAAGGUCAAGAAUCCUUGCUGGGGUCUGCAGCCACUGAUUCAUACUAUCUGAAAUGAAUCCAACCACCUAAGUGAGUUUUCCAGAUACAUAAAGCUUACCCUUCAAAGUGUAAUUUAAAACUUGAAAAUUCAUCUUGAAAGGUAAUUAUUUGAAAACAUUACACUCAUCUUCAGCACAUCUGCAAUUUAAUACAAAUUGUCCUGGAUAGCUGAGGGUCAUUCAUAGAAUGAGGCAGUGACUCAUUCUAGUCUAGUGACUUCUCUGCAGCAACAUUUUUAGAACAGUUCUAAGUGUUAGGGGAGCUGUUCGUCUUUAUGCCAAGUGACCUUAGACCACUUUUUAAACACUUAGGAUUGCUUUGAAAGUUUUGUGGUAUUGCUUCCCUGGCUACCUGUUCACUUGCUGCUCUAAAUGGGCUUCUAAUCUGUGUCCAGGAGCACACAAUUAAAAUUGUGACUAAAGUAAAGGUAAGCAGGCUGGGGUUAAAGAGGGGAGAGUAUCCAAUAUUGGAGUAGAGGGUGUGACUAUUCUAGCUGUUCAGGAGUCCUUUCUGUUUUCUCGGGACCUCACAAUGUUACCUUGUAGCUGACCUCUAGGUAACUGAGGUGUCACUGCACCUAAGUCCUAAGAUUGCUAUUUGCCUCUUCGAUGAAAAAACUCCACUGAAUUCUGCUCCCUACUCUGUCUCUGGUGAAUCCUCUCACCCCCGCACCUCUGGCCUGUACCCCAGUUCUCCUACUCAAAAAAAAAAAAAAGGAAAAGUCCACUGAAGAUUGCCAAUUAAUUGUUCUAAGUAAUAGGAGACAGUUGGAAUAUUCAAGAAAAGGAAGAGAUCACAGUAUAGAGAUGAAAAACAAUCCUUGACACUGGAAAGAUCUGGGUGGGACCUCUUGGUGUCCAUUUUCCAGCUGCAUGCAUGAUUGAUUUGGAGGAAGGCCACCCACCUACCACUCUGAACCUUAGGGUCAUGAGGAUGAAAGGAGGUAAUGCAAGAAGGUGCUUAGCACACACCUAGCAAAAAUGGGGGUGGCGGGUGGAGGGGAAACCAGGAAGUUAGUAUGUGUGUUUGGGUGCCAGCAGGUAUCAGGAAGAAAAACAAGAGGCUGAAGGAAAGGGGAACUGGGCUAUAAAGGAGACUCUCCAUCCCGGCCUUCCACAAAGAGGUAGAGACAGCACUGUGUGUCUGCCUCAUGGAGCCCAGGCCCGGUGGCUGCCCAGAGGGCACUAGCAUCCCUACCCCCCACUUGGGAUUAGAACUUGUAGAGGGCUGUCUCGUUCCCCACCUCUCCCUAACACAGAUAGGAAGGGAGAGAGAAUGGGAGGAAAUCCCCGCACAGUUUGCAUCCACCUCAACCUAGCGACAAAAUGAAGCUACCAAACAAAGCGGCCAUCUCUCUCCUCAAAGCCCUCAUCCGCCUAGGAGCCAGGCUGGGAAAUGGGUCGUUUGUGGGUCUCAUCCCAGAAGGGGUGGUGUGGGAAGGAGAGCUUGGCAGGAAAGCUUGGUGGCAGGGUGGCCUUUUCCUGUACCUGCAUAUCUUUUGGCUUAUUUCUUUGUCUUACGGAUCAGCUCUAAGCUUUCUGCCUUUAGCUUCUCCAUUUAGCCACUGAGCACCCACCCUGGCCUGGACACUGGGCUGGGGGCUGGGAAUACAGACACAAAUGACACGUAGUCCUGGCUCCUGGACAAAGACCCUGCCUCCGUCCCCUCCACACCCACGUCAUCCUCAGUUCUUUCACCCACUGACCCCUCACCCCACUUCUCCGAACCCCUCUGACUUUGUUCUUUCCACGUCUUAACCAGACUCCGCAAUGUGUGUGCUCCCAGAGGGAAGCGACACAAAGAAAGGGGGUGGGCAGAAAGGAGGGAAUCCCGCUGACAUCACUGCUCAUUAGCAU
Molecule: messenger RNA, 7399 nt
Organism: Talpa occidentalis (Iberian mole)
Lineage: Eukaryota; Metazoa; Chordata; Mammalia; Eulipotyphla; Talpidae
Gene: LRP10
Product: LDL receptor related protein 10
Exons: 7
Coding region: 457-2715 (752 amino acids)
Cellular component (GO): plasma membrane
Molecular function (GO): protein binding
Source: RefSeq, a predicted model, not a curated record